UUGACAAUCAAUUUUUAUGAGGGGUUUAGUGAUUUUUGUUUUAUACUAUGUAACGACAGUAAUAAAAUCCUCAGCUACUCGACGUUUGGUUAACAAGAUUUGGAGUAAAAUUCUGAUCGUCAUAUUAACAUUGUAUUUUUCUGAACAAAGCGCAUUAUCUUGCUGGAAUUCUGUAAGGUUGGAUAUGAGCUCCCACAGAAAUGUGCUAAUGUGUCUUUCAUUGAUGUGAAUGAUGGCUGGAAGUUUGCAGACUCCUGAACCACUGUGUGAACAAAAUACUGAAUAGCAGCUGAUACGCUACACCACCCAGCAAUGUUUAUUAUUUGUCUUCAUAUAUAUCACAGCAGCAUUAGGAUCAUUUAACCUUUUUUUCAUUUUACAUCGAAGAAAAAUGUAAUCAUUUAUAAAUUUGAAAGUGUAUUUAUCCCAGUAAAAUCUGUACAUUGAAGAAAACUACCCACACACACCCCAGUGUAAUCAUUUCAGAAUGAGAAAAAGAAAGUGAAAUUAUACUGCUAGAUAAAAUAUGUUAGACACAUACAUUUAUACUGUUAUAUAUUGCUAAGCAUAUUGUUCAACAUUCUGAUGUUAAAUUUAAAGUAACUAAUUUAACAUCAUUGUUUAUAUAUAUAUAUAUAUAUACACUGUAACACCAUGGACAAUGAGAAAAAGAAAGUGAAAUUAUACCGCUAGGUAAUAUACAUUAGACACCAUACAUUUCUAUGUAUUUCUAUUGCUGAUUAUAGUAUAUUGCUGUACAUUCUAGUGAUUAAAUUUAAAUAACAAAAUUUAACAUCCUUGUUUAAAUAAAUAUAUAAUUAAACAGCCAUGAGUCAGAAAAUUAACACGGGGACGGGAAGCAAGGGGGACGUGUCAUACAUCCGGGCGACUCCGACCGGUUCCCUGCCACCGAUGUCGCCGCCCCUGGGCCGCGACAAGAACCAUGCCCCACAGAUGAUCGCCAUGGAUUUCGAGGUGAACCAGCGUGAGGAGCUCCUCAUGAAGGAAGUGGAGGAGGCGAGGAUCCGCGCCAGUCAGAUGGAGAAGACGAUGCGGUGGUGGUCGGACUGCACGUCCAACUGGCGGGAGAAGUGGAACAAGGCUCGCAACGAGCGCAACAAGGCGCGCGAGGAGAACCGACAGCUGCGGGCGAAGAUCGAAUCGGUCGUCAAGGAGUGUUCGGCGGUGAAGCGCGAGAAGCACGAACUGGCCUUGGAGAACGAGCAGCUGAAAAAGAGGCUCGGGAUCUACGACGAGAAGGAUAAAGUCAGCGAGGCCAGUGGGGACAGCGUCAAGUCGGGGAUGACCAAUGAGGAUAAUUUCGAUUCGUUCGCGAAGGACGGGAGCGUGAAGUCUGGAACGACGGAUGAAGAUAACUGUCAGGUGAAGGAUGCUGAUGGUGGUGGUGUUGGUGGUGUGGAUGAUGGAGAGAAGGACAAGGAUGAAGCCGAUGUUGACGAUUUGACGGUUUCAGUUCACGAUGAGGAGAACGCAAAGGACAACCGGAUGGAGCGUGAACACAAACGUAAGGUGGGGAAGAAUGUGCAGUCACAGAAUUCCAUGGCAGAGGAGAAGGUGGUUCUUCUACAGAUGAAGCUGGAUGAAGCUCAGAAGACCGUUGUAGCAGAAAGACAAGAAAAAUGUGGUCUUGUGAAGUCCAUGGACAAGUUACAAGCUGAGCUGACUGCUAUGAAAUCCAAGUAUGAAGAAUUAAGACAGUCGAGACAAGAGGCAGCUGCAGAGGAAUUACUGAGCAUUUCCCAAGAGGAAUUGGUGCUUUCGAAGCUUCGAGACGAUCACAAGGACGAAAUAGGCCGACUCACACAAGAGAUGGAGGAAGACACAAACAAUCGGUCGUCCAUGGACCGUCGCGUUGGGGAACUUCGUCGCGAGUUGGAGCGCCUACAGACUGAAAAUGCUUCCGAGUGGGGGAAACGCGAGCGACUAGAAACGGAGAAGUUGGCACUGGAGCGUGACAACAAGAAGAUGCGUAACCAGAUAGAAGACCUGGAGGAGCAACUGGAGCGUAAACACCAGCAGACGUCGGCCAUGGUCGACUGCGACCUCCGAACUCUGCAGUUUGAACUCUCGGAGAAAAAUAAGGAGUUGAAUGACCUGCGUCACACUCACGCGAAGACAAAGAAGGCUCUACAUGACCGACUGACAGAACUGGACCAUACGAAGCGCCGUGCAGAGCAGUACGAACUCGAAGUGAAGAAGUUGAGAGGCCGAGUUGAAGAACUCAAGAAAGAUCUUGCCACGGCCGAGGACGAAGUUGACACUGAGGGAAACAUGGUGCGUAAACUACAGCGGUCGAAUGACGAACUACAGGAACAAGUAGAAAACUUGCAGGUUCAGGUGGAACACCUUCAGUCACGAUUACGAAGAUCCAGUCAACCGUUAAGCACGGUUAGGGCUUCCAGCUUGAAAUCGUUCACCCUUGACGACUCAGGGGAGGCAGCGGACAGUGACGAUGACCUUGAUGAUGACACGUGACCUGCUGUUGCUAACGGCGAUAAAAUAAUCAGUCUCCAUAUUUUACUGUUGAGUGGUAAUGCUGAAAUGCUGGGACCUAAACACACACAUAGUCUCAGUGUGACUAAAUGCUGUGUUAUUGUAUAUGAUACUGAAAUGAAUGGUGUAACAUUGGUUGUAUGCGAUACUGAAAGGUUAAUAUGAAAAACACCUGAGUUUUAACUAGUUUGGAAUUGGAUAAAAAAAUUAUCAGUCAUCAGUUUGCAUUAACCGUCAGUGAUAAAUGGCUCACCAUGUACAUGGCCAAAUUAAACAACUGCUAAUUUUUAUUCAAAGCGGCUACAGCAUUUAGUUCUUGGCUAAUGAAAUGUUCCUUAAAUUGACCACAUUUUAAAUAAUUUUCAAGGAAAUACUCGACAUACAUGUAAAUAUCUGAAAAUUAGCUAAACGAAACUGCUAAAAUUUAUUAAAAGUUGCUACAACAUUUAGUUCUUGGCUAAUAAAAUAUUCCUUAAAUUAACCACAUUUAAAAAUAAAUUUCAAGGAAAUACUCCGUAUACAUGUAAAUAUCUGAAAAUUGGCUAAAUAUAACUGUUCCAGUGUGAGCCCUGGAUACUAAAUCUUGUUUCUUAAUAACAAACAGGUUGGAAGUGUGAGGGUUUUUUUCCAUAUUGACACUUUUUAAUAACUUCUGUGGGACAAAAUGGCAUAGCUGUUUGUCUCUUUCAAAUAGUAUUUAAUUUUGUUGUGUAUGAUUUGGUACACUGAGAACCACACAAUUAACAGGGAAAUAUGCUGACUCCACUGAAAAAUGCACCAGCCAGUUUUCUGAUAACGGUAAUCAGUUUUACAGGCACGUUUCACUUUCCAUCUUAUUUUUGACUAUUCCAUAUUUGUUGAGAAUUCUUAAUUUUUAGGAGUGACAGUACAUAUCUUAUGCUUUCAUCCACAUUGGUCUCAAGUCAUUCAUAAUGCUGUUAAAAAAAAUUACUCUACAAAUCUAAAUUAGGAGUUACAUUUUAAGACAAAUUUUGAGUCUAUGCUUCUAACUCUAGCACAGAUUGCUUCGCACUCAAACUGAAAUGAAUUUCGAAAGGUCAAAAGUGCGAUUGGGCUUGUUGGAAAGGAUCGAUCUUAGGGUUGUUGGAAAUGACGUGAGGUGUAGAAUACUGACAGUAGAAUUACAUGAGUUAAAAUAAAAAUCAUAUUUCAGUGUUCGAGAUUAACGGUAUCUCAAUAUCCUGGAGAUACCAGAAUUUAAUUUUGGAUACUAGACUUCAUUCAAGAACCCAGUAUCCAACCGGGAUACCAUAUAAUAUUGUUUCGUUUUUUUAAUCCUGCAUUUUAUUUUUCGCUGAAACAAUGAAAAUCGUCAUUUACUGGUGAGGUUAAGUAACAGUACACAUGUAUUUUCGAGCUUGUUAUGCCGUAACAAUAUCUCCUCCAACUCGUACACAGUCUAAUGCUACACUGGAGCAGUAAUGGCAUAGCGAUUUUGAUUGCGGUGUAGCAAUAGACUGGGAAUGAAAACAGUGUCGUCCAAGUUUGUUGCGAUGUUAUUUAUGAAUUUCAUUUAAGUGGGAUACUAAAUUCUCAACUGGGAUACUUCCCAAUUUUUUUUAUCUCGAACACUAUUUAUGGCUAGAAGUUGUGGCCUAUGAUCCUAUAUUUUGUUUUGUUUAUUGGUGUAUGCUACUGAACAUAGUAUGCAGUGGUAUUGAUAUGAGAGCGAUAUUAACCAGACAGAAAACAUUUGGCUCUAAUGUUAACAUGGUACAUGUAAUGUGAGGUGUUAGAUCUAUCUGCGAUAUGUCUUGUUUAGUCGUGUUAUCGAAAUGGUGAUACAUUUCUUCUGGAGGUAAUAUUAAAAUUGCAAUACAUUUUGUAUUACAAAUAAAAAACCCACCCAAAAAAUAGAUAUAUGUUGUAGUAAUGUUAAAGAGAUAGUACAUCUUGUAUGGUCGUGUUAUCGAAAUGGUGAUCUGGGGCGGAUCCAGCUUUUCUGAUGAGGGGGGUCCAAGACAAAAAGGGCACCAUAACAUUAUGAAAAGGCACUAUUGAAAAAUUACACACGGUUCACAUGGACCAUAAUAUAA
Molecule: messenger RNA, 4571 nt
Organism: Gigantopelta aegis
Lineage: Eukaryota; Metazoa; Mollusca; Gastropoda; Neomphalida; Peltospiridae
Product: coiled-coil domain-containing protein 102A-like
Exons: 9
Coding region: 829-2496 (555 amino acids)
Cellular component (GO): myosin complex
Source: RefSeq, a predicted model, not a curated record